Molecule: messenger RNA, 605 nt
Organism: Indicator indicator
Lineage: Eukaryota; Metazoa; Chordata; Aves; Piciformes; Indicatoridae
Gene: ZSWIM7
Product: zinc finger SWIM-type containing 7
Exons: 5
Coding region: 6-428 (140 amino acids)
Biological process (GO): double-strand break repair via homologous recombination
Cellular component (GO): Shu complex
Molecular function (GO): zinc ion binding
Source: RefSeq, a predicted model, not a curated record
AUGAGAUGGAUUGUACCUUGCCAGCAGUAGCAGAAGAGCUUUUGAAAGAGAUCAAAAAGGCUUUUCAGGAGACCUCACACGUCCCUGAUGACCUGCUGCUGGGGCUGAAGUUCAUAUUUGGCCCUUCUGCUGUCCCAGCUUUGGACUUGGUGGAUCAGCGUUCAGUCACCCGAGUCGUGGCCCCCAGUGGAAGGUCUGCAUACCAGGUCCUUGGGAGCUCAGGCAAACUCUACACCUGCUACAGUUCCUGCCACUUCUGCACAUGUCCUGCUUUUGGGUUUACUGUCCUGCAGAAGAGUGAGAGCCUCCUGUGCAAACAUAUACUUGCUGUCUACCUCAGCCAGGCCGUGGGAGCCUGCCAGGAGCUAACUGUGUCUGAGGAGCAGCUCACAAGCAUCUUGCUGGCUGAGGAAGAGGAUGAAGGAUGAAAGAUUUGGAUCACAUGUGGAUGUGCUGUCUGUGUCCUCUCCUGGCUGUGCAGCUGGCAUUUUUCCUAUCCACAAGGCUGUCAAGUGUUCGUUGUGGCUGGCAGGUUUCUUCCUGUGCUGCAACCUAAUGUGGUGUUAAUUAAGAACCUUGCACUGGUGGGUUAAUUAAUACAUGUU